AAAUACAACUAUGAUCUUGCGUGAAGUGACAAAGUCCGCCGAAUAAUACACUGUAGAUUGAGGCACCAUUUGCCAUUCUUUUUACUACAAAGCUAAAAUUAAUUCAUACUGACUUGGGACUCGUCUUUAAAGUUUUCAUUUCAAUUCUACCAGAUUUAUUACUUUUAAGUGGCCAAACAGAGGUUUGAUAGUUCGUCAGUGGUUACAGCAUCGCAAGAACUUAAUACACGGUGUGUAGAUUACACAUCGAGUAUAAUGUACCAGUGCGAUUCGUUGUAUGACCAAGAAGUUCCUCAUAUGUACCCACAGGUAAAAGAUUGCUUGGCUUUACGCACGUCAAACGCGGUUGAAUCUACUCACUUCGAUAUUAAAUUUAUUCUCAGCAGAUUUCACUACGUAACACAUAUCCCGAUCGCAGGUCUUGCAGUCCCGCAGAGAGAAUACGCGGACAAGGUGAAAAUCUUUCAAUAGACUCACAAGGUAAUUCCCUCUUCCAGUCUAUCACUAUGAUACUCGCUUCUCGUCUGCGAUGUUCUGUGGCGUCAAGGAAACUUCCUCAACAAGGAACGCUGUUUUAUUUUUUUUUUUUUCUUGUUAGAAUUGUUUCAAGAUCUGUGUCAAAUGCAAGAGCAUUGGAUGAUUGAAGGUAUUAAAAGUAACGUAUGAUUUUACGUGAAGUUUGCGGUGACUCGGAGAUAAUUUUAUUACCGUUGAGCAUGAAACAUACUAAAUAAUUGAUGAAAAACCGCCGAAUUCAUUAAACUUAGAUUUUAGUGGCAAAAACGUUUAAUUUUCUUUUGUUUUUGUGUGUUUGGCCUUUUCAGCUCGUCCCUACCAACCCAACACAACGGAUGAACAGUUCGUUCCAGAGAUUGAAGGAAGCUCGACAAAUCUGAAAUCAGAAGGUAGCUGUCAAAGUAGAAUGUAGAGUUACCUCAAAAAAUAUUUUGUGCAAAUUAAAUGUACGUUUUUGAGUAAGCAACAGGUAUAGGGAAGGAACAAGUUAAGAAAUACCUCAAUCAUAACCCUGCAUGCGUUUUCCCUCGUUUCCAAGGCUUGGAUAGCUGGAGAAUUUUUUACACGCAACUCGUCUGAGAAGUUGUUAGAUGAACGUUAAUUAAGUAGAAUUUUGACGGUAAACACGUGCUAUACUUUCGAUUUCUAGCCACUGAAAUGGCUAGGCAAUUAGCGUUAUCUUUGAUAGCUCUUCGACCCUAAAUUUUUGCCUCGGGGUUUAUUUAUACAUUUGCCUUAAAACACCGCUGUAAUGUAGCGAUGCUCAUAAAUUUUUUUGCGUCUCUCACUGGAGUACAGCCUUUAAAAGCCGCAUCAAAGGAUCCGCGCCGAUAAAUGGCCUUAAAUAUCCAUGAAUAUUUUCAAGGUCUCUAUUUGUCAAAGAUGAGGUUAAAUAACCGUUUUUCUCUUGUUUUCUAGUGGGGCUUGCGUCGUGGGUAUAAUACAAACGCCGCGCGUAUUAUUUUGCCAACAAAAGUUGUACAUUUGUCCUUGUUUUGCUUGGUCAACCCCAUCCCAUUUUUUCAUUAUGUAAAUAAGGCAUUCUUUUUUUGUUUAGGCCAUUCAUAACGUUAGUUUUGUUUUUAAAAUGAAUAGGCAUUUUUGUCUAGAGGUAUAUUUUCCCUCGUUUUGUAGGCAGCUAUGCCAUACAGAUUAAGUCGGAGCCCCGUGAGCGCGCCUGCCAGGAAAGUGAACAACACAGACGCACAACCUUCGAGAAGCAAGUGAAGAUGGACAAGACCAGCGACAGUUCCUCCUAUAUGAGACUGAUAAGUGAAAACCAUGCUUCAAGCAGUUCUCCUCUUGUGUACACCUGCUCGACACAGCCUUCAAGUUUUCACUGCAUGAAGGGUUACAGACAGCUCGCAGCAGCGUAUGAAAGUUCCCCGUUCGAAUCUUCGCCGACUAGCUAUCCCACAAUCAAGCAAGAACCAAUUGAUUAUACAACUUGUGAAAAUCCCUACGAACAAGGUUAGCUGUGCACUAUAAAAAAAAUAUUUCCUUUAGUAUCAUAAGUUUUGUUUUUUAAUGAUUUAAGAACUUUCACUUGAAUUACCUACAAUUUUUUAAUAUUAUCAAAAGUUGCUAUUUUUCUAUCUGUUGUCUGAUUAAUUUACAAUAAUUUUUUUUCGCUUUCUCCUUCAGUUUCUUUCUUGGAGAUAAUAAAAUCAACUCCACUUUUUUCUAGCGCUAAUUUAAUUUUUUUCCUCACUUGAAAUGUACACUUGUUGAGAGAAACACUUUUGUUGGCCUGUAUCACAUUUUAUUUAAUAUCUUUCCCCCACUGACAAACGUAAAGAAAUUUUUAAAUUCUCGACCACCUAUUGCCAGUUAAUUCUUUUCCACUCAUUUAGGAAUGAAAUUUUUAUGAACAGUGAAAAAUAUAUUUUAAUAAGCUCUUUCUGCUAUCUUUACGGCAAUUACUACAGUUUUUCAAACUGAAUUCCCCGGGAAGAUUAACAGCGUGCUUAAGUUGUCACGUGGAGUCGAGAAAACUGCUAAAAUCGGCUAGCUGUUCACGUUUUUUGUGAAAACUGUUAGUUGACGAACAUGUUGUAAACUUUUUAGGGUUUGCUCUUUUGUUUUGGCUCUUUGAUAAAGUAUACAUAUUUGUGUGAUGAAAGCACUAAUGAAUCUUAUGCUCUGAGCUGAAAUUUUCACCAUUUAAUUUCGUUCUUUUUUCUUCAUUUUUUUUCCCUUUUUUUAACAGAACGCUUACAGAACUUCGCGACUUUUCACCAUCAAACACAUCAACAAGCCGAAUGUUACGGAUUACCAACAUCUUCAAGCGAAGGUAUAUCAGUAUAGUUUUUUCCAUUGUGAAAUAGCACUCGGUGAAUUGUUUUUCAUUCUAAUUAGACAGUUUGAUAGCCCACACAUUAUGAAUAUUCAUAGAGCUUUGAUUUUAUGAUAGAAAAUGUUGAAAUUAAUUUUAAUUGUUAUGGAGUGAACUGAACACAAUAUCUCGAAUUUGCCAGGCAGAUGUUUUUUGGGGGGAUGAUUGGAGCAUCACUUUAAUAUUUUCUCGGCAAACACAUAUGAACUGUCACAGAUCUAGGCCAGAUGCUUCUUAUUUUUCCCAAUUAGUUCUCUGCGCUUUUUUCUUUAGUUUUCUUGCCUUGUCUCUUUCUUACUUCAAUCUGUUUGAUUUCCAACGGAAAUUUAGGUCUUUUUUCUUCUUGUUUUGCAUUCGUCCUUGUUUUGUGUGAGUUAUGAUGCUUGUCUCCCACUUAAAAUUCUCAACAAAAAAAAUACGCACUAAUUGAGGUAAAACAUUUUUCAAAAGUCUUAAGAAUAUCCUGUAGUUUACAUUUGAAAUGAUGCUUAGGUUAGUCCAAAGAUUCACCCCCUUAAUACUGUUUCUUUAAUUCACUCUGCCCCUAAGACCUCAAUCCAAGUUUGCUACUCAGAUUUCACACAGUCGAUGCCCUUGUUUGCAUAUUAUAUUUUUCUAAUUAAAUUAUACCUUGACAUCGGAAGAUGCAGCAGGGCAUUUUAAGCCUUGAAGCAUGGUAAAAUAUGAUAGGUCUUUUCCAAACUUUUUAAAAUUAGUUUAGUUUUUGAGGGCCAUUUAACCGACAUUGUCAAAAGUAAUUUAAUUUGCUCGGUGCAAGGCAGUCGUUUAAAUUCACAAUUACGGGGCAGGUGUACUUCUUGUUGAAUAGGGUAAAAUUUCGCCUGAUUAUCGUUUUAGGGCUCUUUUCCUCCGAAUAUCUUUUGAAUACGCACAAAAAAAAUUCCCUCUUACCGGCUGGAAAUUAGUGGCAAAAGUGGUAUACACGACCUUUUAAUUUCCCAAUUGCGCUCAAAUGAGGAAAAAUAGAUUUGUCCCUCUUUUAACGAUCGCGAAGCCUGUACAAAAAAGAGCAUUGCGGAUUAAAUGAAAUAACAACACUUUCCUAUCUUUACUGUAUUAAUUUUUAUUCCACAAUAAAAGAGGUUGUGUUGGUGUUUGGAAGGGAAUUUAUGAGUUGCGCUUGUUGGCGUUAACUUUAAAGACAGUUCUUGAAGAGAAUUCUGCGCACGUCCGCGAGAAAGCAUUAAUGAAGGGUUUCGAAUGAUUUCGAUCUUGAGCGAUCACGAGAAAUCAAAAACAGAGAAAUAGUGGACAAUUUGACGGGUCUACUUUUUUGUCCUUGUGCAUGCGAUUUUCAGCUCUUUACAUCCAGUUAAUUAAAUAAGUAGAUAGUUUGGCUCGAUCAUAGCUAAAUGAAACACUUUCCUCAGAACUCAAUAAGUCGUAGUUUAAAAAGUGUCAAUUGAAUUUGUCCUUUCACGGUGAACACUGCUAUAUAGAAAGUGUAGAUCUACCGUGAAGAUGAUAAUGAAUCGUGUGCUUUGAUGUACAAAAAAAGAACUUUUGCAUACAAAACACUGUCAAUAUAUUUCACGAUCUGCAAACGUGAAGAAAAGAAGUGCCAUAUCUCUGUUAAAUUCAAUCCGUCAAAUAUCGGAAAACCUUCGGGCGCAAUAAGAUCACCUGGCUUGCCUUGAAAACGCUUCGUUUGAAAGUCUUGAAGAGAGACAGAUCCUCCUCGUUAUGAAAUAAAAACUUCUAUAAUUCCUCUUCAAAACAAUGUUAGGGUAAUUUUGCGGACCUCUGUUGUUAAUCAUCGUAGCAUGCUGUGAACCCCUCGCCAAGAGCGGCAGAAUUUUGCUUGCCAAAUUGAGGCAAUACUUCACGGCUUUCCAUCACUCUUUCCCAAGAACUGCUUGAUCUUUUGACUUCCCUUGCAUGGGAUUUCUGCUCUCAAAAGCAUGAAUGAAUAAAGGCUUUCCAAAAAUUCAUAUUCUUCUGUAGAUUUGUUUUCAAAAGAGCCAUUUUAGUCGCUGGAAAAACGACGCUUCCACUAGUUUGUUGCAAUUUGUUUUGACGAUCGCUCCGCUAUACAAAAACUUAUGUGAGUGCAAAGUUUUCUCCGCUUACAACGAAAUUUUUGUUUUAACGAGAAAAUUCUCUUGAAAAAUGUUCAAGGUCUUGAAAUACAUAAGAAUAUUGGAAUAAAGAGGAAGAGAAGCCUCAAUUUAUACCAAAGACAGGAUAUUUACCAUGGCAAACGGGAAGCAAUGUGUCAACAAGAAAGGGCGGAAACGAUUUGAGAUUUAAGAGUCUAUACUUUAAAACACUCCGAAAAGUGGAAACGGUUUAAUUUUUGCUCCUUUCUUUGAAACUAAAAGAGACUGGCGACAUUACAAGCUCGAGAUUUUUGUAUUAACAGGGUAAUCUUCUUCUUUUGAAGAAUAACGAGCAAAGGAUGAGUUUAUAAUCCGCGCUCGAAUCAAGUUGAGCGCGAUAUUUGGCGGACAUUCCUGGGCGAUUUGUAGCUCCUAGGCGACAAGGUCUUUUCCUUUCCUGUUUAAACUUUUCUGUUAUCGAACGGACGUACGUAAUGUUAAAUCCGCUUGGCAUGAAAAAUAUUGUAAUGCUAGUGACAAAGUGGUAUUUAAUAUGGAAAGUUUAGUAAAUGAUAUCUAGCCCCUUUAUCCUCGGCUCACGAGAGAUCCGCGAUGUCCCUUUGAUCAAAACACUGACUAUUUGUCGUUUAUUUGAGCUAAAAUACGACCGGACAUGACUAAAAAACAAAAAUUCAACCUGUGCUUACGAGUUACCGAAUAAUAAGUCUCCGGUAUUUAAAAAUGUUGCAUUCAUCUAGCGUGCCAAAGUCGGGAUGUACGGCAUUAAGAUGGCUUACACUCAGCUAUUCGGUCAGUUUUUUUUCCCUUCUUCUUGCUUGAUUUUGGUGUAAUAACAGUGCAGGGAGGGUGUCGUUAUUUUAUUUUAUUAUUUUUUUUAAAGGGAAAUAUUCUUUGUGAUCUUUGUCUUAAUCUAAAAUUGAAUUAUUUCCAAAUAGCGCCGUAAAUUUACUUUUUUUUUUUUUCUAUGCUCUGUUUCUAGCUGCUGUUUACGACCCAAACGUGCACUCGUUUUACGACGAGCCAUUAGCGUAUACAGAUAGAUAUCACAAAUACCCGGACUUCAAAGAUCACAAGACAAGUUACAGAGACGGUGAGUUAAAAAAACGCAAAUUUUCUCUCUUUUUCUUCGGUGGAAGUUUACUCACUUGUGAUCGGAGAAAUUCAUUUUCCCAUGCCUAUAGCUGUGUAUUUGAAAUAAAGUUUGUUUCGCAGCAUUUUCUAUCGCUUUUUUCUUUAAAAAUGACGCUAAACUGAGCAUCAACGUACAUGAGAAAAUAUUUGUAAAACUACUUCAGUAAGCGGAAGAAUACUGCUCGUCAAAUUAAUACGAUUAAUACAGCUCAACUCCAUCUGACAACAAAAUAUAUUCGGCAUAUCACACAGCGUCUUAUAUCUAGCAUCUAUAUUUCUCUAUUAUUACCCCAUGUCAAAAAUGAGAGGAGAAAAAAACCAUCUAAACGUUGUUUAACACCUGUCGCUCCACACACGCGCCGAUAAAAAAGAAGUAUUUUAAAAGGGAACGGUUCCUCGUUUAGUUUCCCAAAAGUUUAUAGCAUUAGCGGUGUUUUUGUGUACAAGGGCCUUUCCAAGGUGUUGAAUUCUACUUUAAACUGAUAUUUAAUGAUAAGCCCGUGAAGUCUGACAAAAUUCCAUAUACAGUGCUGAUAAAUCGCGAUAUGAAACACGCUUUAAAAGCUGACUUGCUAUCUAUCAUCCGCGGCCCUAAUUACUGUCAAUGGCAUAAAAACAGCAAGCGACCCUACGCAAAUUGAAAAAGAUGCGCUUCGAACGCAGUUCAGAUAUUUAUCAGCCACUUUGCCAUUACGCCGUCAUUAAACGAAGAGAACCGUUUUCCGGAUAAAAGUUACAAUGUAAUCUUUGCUUAACCAUUCUUUUUUCUCGAUCAAUUUUUGCCCAAAGAAUGAGGCUUUAAGAAAGUGCACCUAGCCGCUAACAUUUAAUUGCUUAAAUUGGUCGAAAAUUCGCCUCCUUUGCGAUUCUAUAUCAUCAAUUAAUUCCAGGAAGUUUUCUUGCCGAUUAAGACAUAAAUAUUCUUGAAAAGGACGAGUUUCUCUGCAAGAGAUGUUCAACUAGAUCGCUAAGCUUUAUGGCAAACAAGAUUUCAAAAUGGGAGUGCGAAGCCAAUUUUAAAGGCCCGGAUGUUACUCAGCACUUGAAACAGUGAGACGAGACAAUAAAUACCAAAUCAGCUAGGUUUGUGUGAAUACGUUUUUGUCCAAAAAACAGUGGGGAACGCGAUGUUUUUCUUAAUCAGAUUCCGCGUUUUUUCUAGAAAGCAUCGCCUCUUUGCUCUUUUUUUUCUCUUUUUUUUUGAAUAAUUAGAAGGUAAAUUACUUUUAGGGAAAUUAAACACGGUGACGCCAAACUUCUCUCAAGUCGUCACAAAUGUCAAAACCAUUUGAUUUGUAUUUCAGUUAAGGAAACUUUGUCCGUCGCAAGAUUAAUUUUCAUCUUUUAUUUGUUAUUUUCGUUUUGUAACUUAAUUAAAACGUGAAAUGCAAACGUUUUCGCUCGCAGGGAUCACCCACCGAUUGCUAAAUUAACCCACACGCGAAGAACGCAAUUUUACAAAAUUGCCCGUGAAACUUUGGACGUAGCGAUAAAAAAAUCACUUACUCGCUAUAUUAUGCAAACAGAACGUCUUUAUGCUCCACACAAAUGCGUCAUCUGCCGCGUUGAAGUUUCUUAAUCACGAGUCUAAGUGUUUUGAAUAUCAAUGGCUGAGUGAAGAACCAUUUCAUAUCUUCGGGCGCACGUCUGUCAAGUAUUUCCAGCUAAUGGCGUUUUCUUGUAAUUAAUAACGUUUCGUCCUAUUUUCUAUAUGAUAAGCUCUAGAAAUUCUGGACCAAUUCGCAUAAACAUGACUUUUCGCUGCUCUUAGCUUUUAACUCGUUUCCACAUAUGAACAACAGCUGAAAUGCAGCUCCUCUUUUGUGAGAAUUUUUUAAUUUGCCUCUCACGUCUUUCGGAUCUACGCACUUUUUCGGUUUUUUUUCGGUUUAAGGUAAUACAAUCGACUUAAAAAAUUCCAAACUACAAAAUAUACUUUAAGUAUUUAUUAAAUUUAAUGUAACAAAAAAUAACUACGUAUAGCUGUUGUAAAAAGCGCCGUUUAUGUUCAAUAUUUUGAGGAAAUAAAGAUUUGAAAAAGGCUGGUGAUGUUUCGAAGGAAGGUAUUUCAAUAAAGAAGUGAGAUUGUUGUAUCAUUCUAUUUGCCACAAAACUUACAGUAGCCUAGCACCGGGCAUUUACAGAAUGGUCUGUCAUGAUACAUGCAGAAAAAGUAGGAGGAGUUUGGCCAUAAAAAAUGCUCACGGUAAAAAUUAGCGUUCUAAGAGACUAAGAAAAAAGAGGGGAGAAAAAGAAGUGUGUAAGGAGAACAAGUAUCUGCCGAUUCUUUUUACCAUUUCUGUUUUUCAAGCAAUGUUAUCCGUAUUGAGGUAAAUAAAAGCCAUCGAAAUGUAAGUUUUAAAAAAGGAGCAUUUACAUAAAGAAAUGAAAUGAAGUUUCGUCUGGUAAUAAAGCCUGAAGUCGGCGAGAAGAAUUCAAACUAUAUGCUACUACAAAAUUGUGAGUAGGGCAUCGAGAAACUGCACGGCGAUUAAAGCACUGAGGACUUACAGCAUGAAAUGUUUAUAAAAUUCGUUAAAAUAGAAGCAGGGACUUUGUUUCCUUCUAGAAUGUUUUCUAUGCAUGGGUGUGUCAAAAGAACGAUUUUAUCACGAAAAUCAUCAGAUGACGUUUAAACAGCGCACUUUGUUAAUGCAAUUCUCUAUACCUGGUAUACAAUAUGUCGUGCUUCUUAAACGAAGCACCAGCUUUCCAAAAACAUUAGUGCAAACGUCCGGAUGCGAAAAUAGGAAAUAACGGCAAAUGUUUUGCCUCAUUGUUUCGGGACAAUCACGGCAUUCAGCGCUUAGUUUUAUCCCCGCAUCACUUUAAGUCUACUACCCGGGAGGGGGAAGAAUGACCACUUCCCCCCCCCCCUCAAAGUUUUCGCUUUAACUUCUAGUUGUUUAUUUCUUUCCUUGGUUGCUAAGUGUCGAGAAGCCUAGCAACAUUUUUGACUAGGCUGGGUUGACGGUUAAAUUUUCGGCCUUUUGACGGCUGACAGUGAAACCCAUUCAGACCAUCCUAGACACCCAUGGGCAGUGAGUCGGGCAGGGAGAAAAAGCUCGACGAAAGUUUUCAACAACAACAACAAGCUUUAUUUGCAGGACCGUACAAGUACAUACAGCAUUGCAAAAGCUACUUAUAAUUAUGUUUUAAAACUAAGAACUAAAAUUUAAUCACCGGACAAUUAAACUACUUUUUUAAUAAUUCGUCGCGAAAGUCAAAGCAAGCUGAAAUAUAUUUCAUGAUCUUUAAAUUAAAUCAGUUGAUUGAUCAAGACGUUGACAGGUAACUGGGGAAUAUUUGGAAUUUCGAGCACGGGCGGAAGAGCUCCUGAAUACCGACUCUCACCGGACCAUUUCCAAACGGUCAAGCGAAUGCUGGCUCCUGAUUGGGCACAAAAAAUGCUUUGUAUUAAUGUGCCCAAUCGGCGAACAGCAUGUCUUGAGUUCUUUUCAUGUGUUCCUACACCACGGCUAUUGUGCUUGAUAGGGUACCCAGGGGCUCUUCCGCCUGUGCUUGAAAACUUCGACACGCCUUUUCUCCCGGCGCGACUGACUGUCCCUGGGUCUUCGAGGAUGCAUUGAGACCUUCUAUAUGUUAAUUGAAAUAGAGAGGAGAAGUUGUUACGUCACGUUUCCAAGGUAGCAAAAUUUUGGGGAGAAAACAAACCGAAAACGUCACUUACAAAGUGAAUUCGCACAGCUUCAAACUUUCAUCGAUCUUAUUCAGUUUCAAUUAAUUUGGCAAAUGUUGGCGAAAUUUUCUCGGGUUGAAUCCGAAAGGACAGUGUCUAAGUUUAGAAAAGGAAAAAGACAACUUUUGUGCUGCGUUCGACGACUUCAUUAAGCGAGGGUGUGAAAUCAGGAAUUUUCAUGUCGCAGGGGUGCAACGACGGCAAACAAAUGUACAAAAUAGGGUGAUGCACGUGCAAAUUUGUUGUUUUGUCAAUAAAAACUUUUUACUUUUUUGACGUUCUCUUUCCGUCGCCGUCGUCGUUGGUUUUGCUGUCAUACAGAAAUAGUGCUACCAUGGUAACAAGGACAGAUUUAACGAACACAGACGUGCAGUCGACAAAACUAACAUUAAAUCUAAACCCACUUCUGUUUCUGAACACUUUCUCUUUCACUCUAACCAUUCUCAUACUGACAUGCAGCUAAUCCCACUAGAGAAAAUUCAUUCUUCACGUUACUCAGUUCGUAAGGCCAGGGAGUCGCAUUUGAUAGAUAAGGCCAUGAGUGUUGAACCUAAACGACCGUGACAAAUUAUUGUAAUCCAUAUCCUUAGUAUUUUUCCUUUCCACUUUUUGUGUUGUACGUCAUUUCCGCCUCUCCCUUUCAAACAAUGUUUAUUGCGACAUUCUCCAUCUAUAUAAUAUUGUGAUUGCUACAUAAGUUCAGAAACAUCUGUGAACCUGAAGAAGGCUGGAAUGGCCAGCCGAAAUAUUGUUAUGAAUCAGCUUUGCAGUAGUCUUUUGGACUUCUCGUUUUUGAUUCUUUAUAUUUUGGCUAAUUAGAUCUCUUUUCUAGAGAUCUAACGUUUACAACUAGCAGGGUCUUCGUCCACGGUUUUUGCAGUCAAUUUAAUCCUUUAUUAUUGCUACCAUGGUGACGUGACGUCAUACUUCUCCUCUCUAUACCGCUUUGAGGAUGUUUUUCUUCCAUUCAUGGCCAGCUUACAAGCUGGGCAGCAGUGCUUCACUGCUCUUUGUUUCUUUUCAAUUUUGUUUUAGGCCUAAAUGAUAUUUUGCUUUAAAAAUUCAGUUGACCGCACCACCCGACCUGACCAACUAAAGCAUCGUUAAAUACAAUUAAUUAAAUGCUUUCGGACUCCCACCUGGUUUUAAAGAAAAAAAAAACAAAUUUUAGUUUUUCCAUGAAAACGAAAAAAGGCUCCAGUUUGAAAAUGCGUAGCCAGAGAAAACAGCCGAUAUUUUGCGACACCACCACUGGCUUCUUCGCGAAAUGACGUCUGAGAUUCCAUACAUAUGAUGCAUCACUACAAAGAUCUGGGUAGUGCUUCUGAUUGGUUGAAGCAAAUUUCCCAUGCAGCACGACCAAUCAGAAGCACUGCUCAGAUCUUGGUAGAGACACGUCAUAAGCAUGGAAUUUCUUUGCUCGUUUCUCAGACGUCAUUUCGAGGUUUAGUCUCGACAUGUCAGUUGUUUACUCAAGCUUCAUGUUUUUAGAACUUUCUCUUUCGCUCUUAUGAAUUCAACAAAUUUGGGGACCGUCCAGAUUCUGCAAAAUUACCGUUUUCACUGGUGAUAGGUAUUCUUUACGAAAUUACCGCUUAAGUGACCCUACUGUAACGUACUGUUCAAAGAAAUCGCAUUUAGUAAAAAAUGUUGCUGAUAUUUUUUAAUGAAAUUUCUGGUAUCGGAUAUAUUAAUAGGUUUCCCGAAAAAAAUUAAGAGAAAUCUUUGGAGCAGAAGUCCGUAAUUGGAAAGUCCUUGAAACUUCAGCUGUGAAAUUGUUUUGAAAAUUUCGAAAAUUUCCGGUGAGGGUAAAAGGCGGAGUGAGUUUGCGGAAUGGCAUGUGGCACGGCUUGCCGAAUAACAUAAUUAUGCGGAAUGUAAAAUAUGGAAAAUGGCGCAAAGAAAUAAAUUAAACUGAAAAACAUGCGUUCGUCUUUACCGCGCCUUUUUUGGCGCCAAUUUGAGUGAGCAACGUUUUUGCUGGUCCAUUUAUUACUGCUGGCUUAAACCAACAAGUCAGAGCAGAAACUAGCGAUAAGCUUUACUGCAUUCGUGUCUAUGUAACACUUAAUUUAUUUUUGUUGCUUUCGACAAUAGUUUCUCUCUUUCUGCCCACAAAUGUAACAAAGUCAUUUUUUUCAAAACGCUAGAGGGAAAAGAACGGUUGUUGAACGUGAAGUCGAGCUAGCUACAAUUCUAGGGAUUAUUAAUUACUACGGUGAACAGAUCAGAUCAUAUUUAAGACUAAAUGAACGCCCCGAGUCAAACACUAAUCUGUAAUCCAGAAAUCGAGUGAAGCGGACUGCUCUCUGUCUCCUUCGGCCUUUCCGCAUGUCUUCGCUCCUUCCUUGUUUGUGUAAGUGUGUGCGUUUGAUCGUGAAAUGAAAUUGAUCUUAAACGGUAGGAAGGGGGAAAAAAAAGAAAAAAAGACACAUACUCAAUUGCCAGGAUUCAAACUCGCCCUUUUCCGCCAGCUGUUAGCUUCGCGUGCCGGAAACUUAACCAAGCAGCUAAGGAAACCAAAUACAAGAUCCGUUUUCAUCUCUGAAUAUUAUGUCACGAUCACGUAACCCACCGUCUGAAAAAGAAGCACUGCUCACGCGGUUGCAAAUACAAAUAUAGGUAAAAGGAAACUGUAAAGUUAAUCGUGCAAACAUCUUUUGCAGAAAAAAAUUAAUUAAGUAGAAGAGAGCGUUACCUUCCAAAACAUCUGUUCUUCAAUGGCUGACUUUCGUGCUGUAGUAUCGGUGCUGCCACGCAGCCCGACUCAUAAAGGACAUAAAGGCAAGAAGAAUCUUUGUGGCUGUGUGGAAAAGGCUAAUCGACAAUGAACCUUCUUGACAUUAAAACAGCGGCUGCGUUCGCAAAUUGAUUGGUGCCAAAAAGGACGCACUUUUCAGUUUAAUUUAUUUCCCUGGGUCAUUUUGCAUAUAUUACAUUCCACAUAAUUAAGUCAUUCCGCAAGCCAUGCCUACCCUCACCUGAAAAUGUCGACUCGUUCUGAAUUUGAACUAGCCACCAAUUCGAAAUCUAGAGACAAGUAAUAUUAAUGUUUGCUGAUUCUUAAAAAACAAAGUAGAUGGCUAAUCAUGCUGUUCUUUAAAAGGUACUAUAAAUUGACCACUCCAGAAAAUACCAUAACAUACCAUAAUGCUCUUUGUUUGUCACCACAAAAUUUUGCGUAAGCAUUGUAUUCUGUUUCUCUUGGGAGUUAAAACGGUCCCAAGAGAAACUGAAAACAAUGUUUAUGCAAAAUUUUGUGGUGACAAACAAAGAGCAUUAUGGUAUAUUAUGGUAUUUUUUAACCUUGCUCUGAAGUCGAAUGACUUGUUCCUUGACAUUCUUGAAAUAAUUUCCCUCAGCAAUUUUGGCUAAGAAACUCCUGCUAUACUUAUUUUCAUAUUUCAAUGUAUUGCAAUGCACCUGCACGGUUUCUUCUACCAGUAAAUUCACAUUAUUCCAUAUAAUUGCUGAAUUCAGUAUAUGCCGCAGCUCUUUUCAAAGUUUCGUAUUAUGACGAAAGGUUUGUCAUAGUUUGAUGUGCCUGUAUUGAUAACGGAGCGACUAUCAGACAAUGAAUAUUUUUCCCUAAGUUUUCUUCUUUCGUCCCGCUCUCUGGUGUUUGGAUCAUUCGCAACUUCUACGUCUCGUCCCUUUAUUCGGAAAAAAAAGCAACGACAAUUGACCAGUUUCAAAUUAAAAAUUACCGCUGAAUACAAGCAUUAACGACAGAUUCAUACAGGGUUAGCCUCGACUUAAAGUAACAUAUUCAGAAAUUCCGGCAAGUAAGUGUUUGAAAUUUGAAUAUAUACAAUAGACAGAGCAGUAAACAGGUCUUUUUCUCGUUGGAAUUGGUGAAUAUAUUUACUUCAGAUGGAGGCUAAGCCUGUAAAAAAUGUGUCUUCAUUUCUUUAAUUCAGCAGUCAUGACGAACUCGAAACUGGCGGACUAUUGAACUAACACACACAUAUAUCUUCUCUAACUUUUAGCUCCUGAAUUUAAAGUACCAAAUGGCGUCGCGUAUCCAGAACCAAGGGCCUUUCAAAGAAGGGGCUCAUUACAGCUUUGGCAGUUUCUAGUAGCCCUCUUAGACGAACCCGAAUGUUCCUCGUUUAUCGCGUGGACAGGGCGUGGAAUGGAGUUCAAACUUAUUGAUCCCGAGGAGGUGGCCCGGAGAUGGGGCAUUCAAAAGAACCGUCCAGCUAUGAAUUAUGACAAGCUUAGUCGUUCUCUUCGCUACUACUACGAGAAGGGAAUCAUGCAGAAGGUCGCCGGAGAGCGCUAUGUGUAUAAAUUUGUCUGCAGUCCCGAAGCUCUCUUCAGCAUGGCCUUUCCAGACUCGCAGAAACCGUACAUCAAACCUGAGUGCAGGGAACCUAAGCCCGUGAGCCCGCACGCAAGCCAGCAGCUUCUCCCCAUGCCGAAGGAAUCAUACCCUAAACCACCAUUCCCACAACAGCAUUACGUCACCCCCGCAGGAAGCUGCUACCAAGCAGAGUGGGACCUGGACACUACUUGUGUCUACUAGACACUAUUCCAUUUAUUAGCGUUAUAAAAGAAAAGAUGUUUUUACCGAUGAAAAACCCUAUAUUAGGUACAUGUCGGAGACACUCACUGCUGGAUAAAAGAGAGUAUGCUCCUUUAAUUCCAUGAAUGACUGAUCAAGGAUCGCUUUGAACACCAUUUAUCUCGUAAUCAAAUCUUUCCAAUAUCCCUCAAAAACCUGCUCUGCUAACUAUCAGUUUCUACAACAGAACGAUCAUGAUUUUGGUAAGGGCACCACGAAGCUAUCAGGAGGAGAUAUUUACUAAUCUUUCAUUAACGAAAUAAUAGAUGAAUGGUCCAACGUACCCACUUUAAAACUAAUAGCGGCUGUCAGGAGCCCAGCUGUGCCAAUUCACCACUUUAGGAACGAGAAGCGAACUAAACCAAAAUGCGACCCGCAAAUGUUUCUUGGAUUGUAACUGGGGACAAGCCGGUCAGCUAUUGGCCAGUUUUUUUUCUCUGUCCCUAGUUACAAUCCUAGAGGUCUUGGCGAAAGUUAACUCGGCCCAAUUCCCAGCUCGUUUCUAAAAUGGCGAAUGAAAAUCGAGGUAAGGUUUUUGGACAGCUUCAGGGCUCUAUGUUCGUUUGUCUUAAUUACUAAAACCACGGAGUUGCUUCAGCUUUGCUACGUACAUUAUAGCUUACUAUAUUAUAGUUGUUUUUUGCUGAAUGUGAUGAACUCUGAUUUGGCCUGCGAUAGGAGAGCACCAUAAACUGGUAAAAGCUUGAAACAAAAUUUAUGACAAAAUCAGAAAUUUUAUUUUACAAAAACAUGAAAAAUUAAACGUAUGCUGGGAGAGAACUACUGAAAAGUUUUCAUUUGAAUGGUAACACCACGAGACUUUGUUUUGGGGCUCACACGGGCCUUGGGGCUUCAUGGGAGAUUCUUUAUGUGUCUCGAAGUUAUCUAUGGAUUCUGUGUUAACGUACAAAGAAACGGAAGAAGAAACGUUAUCAGUUUCAGAAACAACUUUUAUGCAGAUAACUAGCCACAACGAAGUGGUAAAUAUGAUUUUCCGUGGUAGCAAUCAAGACACUUGAACACGCCGUGUCGAAAAUCAAAAUUCAAAGUUGUGAUUCAGAAAAAAAUUAUGUUGUAGAAUGUGAAGUAAACAAAGAAUACUUUUUCAAAAUUUGUGCUCUAUGUCCUUCAAUUAGAGUGUCGUCGUUUGGCUAGUUAUCUAUGCCAUAUGUGUGCCUGGAUCAGACUGUGAAGAGUUUUGAUUGUCCAGUUUAUUGCUUAUUGGCUAUGCUUUAUGUCGUGGCUUUAAUUGUUUUAAAGUCAAAAGAAUAGACAGGCAAUUAUUUUAUAUGUACAGCAGGCCUUUGUAAAGUUUUAUUGUUUGGCGAUAAAAAGAGUCUGCUGCAUAUUCACUUUCGUCACACCACAUUUCUACCCAGUAGAAGUAUUGCGUGACAUAAGAGGCAUUUCGUGACAAAAAUGCGUUGUUGUGAUGCUCAAAAACACGGUGGAGUAGGUUUCGGACCACGAUUAAUAUAUAUAAAACGAAAAUGAGAAAUAUGGAUACGGACGGUUGCACCGUUCGUGUUGUCUAUAUAUGUAACAAAGAUUGCUAUUGUUAUUAUCAUUAUUGUUGUUUAUAAUAUGUAAAAUACAUUUUGACUGAAUAUCUAUGAAAUUAAAUUUGUAAUAUUUGCGAGGCGAACUAGAAAGCUGGAUUAAAAAUUGGACAAAAAGG
This is a messenger RNA of Porites evermanni, 16008 nucleotides long. The record is from the annotation of a GenBank genome assembly. Lineage: Eukaryota; Metazoa; Cnidaria; Anthozoa; Scleractinia; Poritidae.